Phytophthora infestans T30-4 is the source of this 636-nucleotide messenger RNA. RefSeq lists its product as uncharacterized. Gene Ontology annotation, biological process: carbohydrate metabolic process. The record is from RefSeq and is a predicted model, not a curated record. The coding region runs from base 1 to 636 and encodes 211 amino acids. Gene Ontology annotation, cellular component: extracellular region. The transcript has 4 exons. Lineage: Eukaryota; Oomycota; Peronosporomycetes; Peronosporales; Peronosporaceae. Gene Ontology annotation, molecular function: cellulose binding.
AUGUGCAGCGCUGCCAGAAGAAGAAAACCCCGGGGGGAACCGGCACCACCGGCACUACCGGCACCACCGGAACCGGUAGCGGUAACCCCAGCAGUGUCUGUGUCAAGCACUCUAACUACUACUCGCAUACGACAAAAGAUUCCCCAGACGGAUGAAUCGUGCACCAUCACUAACGAGUCCCAGUGUGACGGACAGAACUGGACCGGCAGCACAUGCUGUGCCGACCCUGCCUACGAGUGCCGAAAGUCGGAUGACGGUCAGAACGUUAAGCGAUGCCAGAAGGUCGCUCACGCUGACUCGGAGGAUAGCAACAGUGACGACGACUACAGCCACUCUGACGACGGUAGCUACAUUGAGGGGGACGUCGAGUACUCGAGCUACGUGGACGACUGGGAAGACUGCACUAGUAUUGAUGUCGGCUGCUCGAACCCGACGAGCUACUGCGUCCUCCACUCGCUGCAUUACGCGCAGUGCAAGCCUGAAACUCUUCCGCAGGGAGAGCUCUGUGGCCAGAAUGAUGGCACCAAUGUGUGGUGGUACCCAUUCUGCGCGACAGGUGAGAGCUGCCAGCCCAAGGGAACAGACUUUCGCUGCGCCAAGAACAAGAAGCGCCACCACCACCACCGUCGUGCGUAA